This is a messenger RNA of Sceloporus undulatus (fence lizard), 607 nucleotides long. RefSeq names its product caspase-2-like. Gene Ontology annotation, molecular function: cysteine-type endopeptidase activity. NCBI's taxonomy places the organism in Eukaryota, Metazoa, Chordata, Lepidosauria, Squamata, Phrynosomatidae. Gene Ontology annotation, biological process: proteolysis. The coding region runs from base 13 to 318 and encodes 101 amino acids. The record is from RefSeq and is a predicted model, not a curated record. The transcript is spliced from 2 exons.
GGUUGUUGAACUAUGUCUUCAGCAGAACCAAUUGAGCAUUCUUUGGAUGAUGGAGAUGGUCCCCACUACCCUCAGGUGAUACCAUGCACUCCUGAAUUCUACCACACUCAUGAACAUCUGGCAUACAAGUUGAAAUCACACCCGCGGGGCCUAGCACUUAUACUUAGCAACAUACAUUUCAACAAAGAGACUGAUCUGGAGUUCCGUUCUGGUGGGAAUGUCGACAAUACCGCCCUGCACAUGCUCUUCAAACACCUUGGCUACCGUGUGAUUAUGCAACAUGAUCAGACUGCACAGGUGAGCCUGGAGAAAAUGUGACAAAUAUCUGCAUCAAAUUGCCCUAAAAUUACUGUGGGGGAGAAAAUUGGAGGAGGUGUUGCUUUCCAGAGUCCCAUGAAGGGGCAGUGUGGCUCCCACAGUACUUGGCAGUUUCCUACGCCAGCAAUAGUGACUGAUUUCUCAUUGACAUUACACUGAAAUUCUGCGUGUGUGUAAUAUUGAAGUUCCAGUACUGAACCAGAUUUAUGAAAGCAGCAUAAUAUUACUGCAGUGAGUUCAUGUAUUUCUGUAAUCCUGGCUGCUUUUUGAUAAACUAAAAAACAAAAUA